AUGUCACCAGUGUUUCCCAUGUUAACAGUUCUGAGCAUGUUUUACUAUAUGUGCCUUCGGCGCCGAGCUAGGACAGCGACGAGAGGAGAAAUGAACAGCCGGAGGGCUAUCGAAUCAAACACCCGCGCCUUACCUAUCAAUGUUGAAAUAGUUCAGUACGCCAAAGAGGUGUUGGAUUUCAGCUCGCACUAUGGUAGUGAAAACAGCAUGUCAUAUACCAUGUGGAAUUUAGCAGGUAUUCCGAACGUGUACCCGAGUUCUGGUGACUUUACUCAGACGGCCGUCUUUCGAACUUACGGCACCUGGUGGGAUCACUGCCCUAGCGCUCGGCUGCCCUUCAAGAGGACACCGUCCACCUUCUGUAGCCAGGACUACGUGGAACUUGCUUUUGAGGAACCAGUUUAUCCCACCGCUGUGCACAUUCUGGAAACGUAUCAUCCCGGAGCUGUAGUUAGGAUUUUGGCAUGCUCUGCAAAUCCUUACUCACAAAAUCCACCAGCUGAAGUAAGAUGGGAAGUCCUUUGGUCCGAAGCUCCUACAAAGGUGAAUGGUCCUCAGGCUCGGCAAUUCACGCCUUGUAUCAAACAGAUAAACUUUCCCACAAACUUAAUCCGGCUGGAAGUGAACAGCUCUCUUCUGGACUAUUACACUGAAUUGGAUGCAGUAGUACUACACGGUGUGAAAGAGAGACCUGUGCUUUCACUUAAGACUUCGAUGAUUGAUAUGAAUGAUAUUGAUGACGAUGAGGAUGAAGAGAAGUAUGGCUGUGGAAUGGACACCCUUAAUAAACAGUUCAGCAUUGUUACCCUCAGGGAAUGGCCGACUAACGGAUAUUUUGAUAAACUGCCUUACGAGCUCAUCCAGUUGAUUUUGAGUCACCUUACAGUACCAGACCUGUGUAGACUAGCGCAAACUUGUAAGCUACUAUAUCAACAUUGCUGUGAUCCUCUACAGUACAUUCAUCUCAGUUUACAACCUUACUGGGCAAGGAUUAAUGACACAUCUCUGGAAUACCUGCAGUCUCGCUGCACUCUCAUCCAGUGGCUGAAUUUAUCUUGGACUGGAAACAGGGGAGCCAUCUCUGUUUCUGGAUUUAGCAGGUUCUUGAAAGUUUGUGGCUCUGAACUAGUACGUCUUGAGUUGUCGUGUGGCCAUUUCCUCAAUGAAACAUGUUUGGAGGUCAUUACUGAAAUGUGUCCAAAUCUUCAGGAAUUAAAUCUCUCGUCAUGUGAUAAAAUACCACCUCAGGCUUUCAACCACAUAGCCAAAGUGGGCAGCCUAAAGCGUCUCAUUCUCUACCGAACAAAAGUGGAGCAAACAGCCCUGCUCAGCAUUCUGAACUUCUGCUCGGAGCUGCAGCACCUCAGCCUGGGCAGCUGCGUCAUGAUUGAAGACUAUGAUCUUGUAGCAAGCAUGAUGGGAGCAAAAUGCAAAAAGCUUCGCAGUCUGGAUUUGUGGAGAUGUAAAAACAUAACUGAAAGUGGAAUAGCGGAAUUGGCUUCAGGCUGCCAGCUUUUGGAGGAACUUGAUCUUGGCUGGUGCCCUACGUUACAGAGCAGUACAGGCUGUUUCACAAACCUUGCACGUAAACUCCCGAACUUGCAAAAGCUUUUUCUUACGGCCAACAGGUCUGUGUGUGACACAGACAUUGAGGAGCUUGCUGUUAACUGCACGCAUUUACGGCAGCUGGAUAUAUUGGGAACGAGGAUGGUAAGCCCUGCAUCUUUAAGAAAAUUGCUGGAGUCUUGCAAAGAUCUUUCUUUACUCGAUGUGUCCUUCUGUUCACAGAUUGAUAAUAGAGUUGUCCUAGAACUGAAUGCCAACUUUCCUAACGUGUUCAUAAAAAAGAGUUUCACCCAGUGACUGACUGCAUAUGCUGCUGUGGAAUUCAUUUGACAGAGUUGCUUCCUGUGAAUUUGUGCUGACUUUUUUUUUUUUAAGAAGAAUAUAAAUGCCCUGUGAAAUAGUGGAAAGUAUUACUUGUCUACACAACUGGGUAAAAUACAUUU
Molecule: messenger RNA, 2009 nt
Organism: Opisthocomus hoazin
Lineage: Eukaryota; Metazoa; Chordata; Aves; Opisthocomiformes; Opisthocomidae
Source: RefSeq, a predicted model, not a curated record